AUGAAACCCCCUCUACCUACUUCAGACCUCCUCUGCCUACCCUCAGACCCCCCCUCUCAGACCUACCUCAGACCUCCUCUGCCUACCUCAGACCCCCCUACCUACUUCAGACCCCCUGCCUAUCUCAGACCCCCCCUCUGCCUACCUCAGACCCCCCUCUGCCUACCUCAGACCCCUCUCUGCCUACUUCAGACCCCUCCUGCCUACCUCAGACCCCCUCAGACCCCCUCUGCCUACCUCAGACCCCCUUACCUACCUCAGACCCCCACUGCCUACCUCAGACCCCCCUUACCUACCUCAGACCCCCUCUGCCUACCUCAGACCCCCCCUACCUACUUCAGACCCCCUGCCUACCCUCAGACCCCCUCUGCCUACCUCAGACCCCCUCUGCCUACCUCAGACCCCCUCUGCCUACCUCAGACCCCUCCUGCCUACCUCAGACCCCCUCUGCCUACCUCAGACCCCCACUGCCUACCUCAGACCCCCCUACCUACCUCAGACCCCCACUGCCUACCUCAGACCCCCUGCCUACCUCAGACCUCCCCUACCUACCUCAGACCCCCCUGCCUACCUCAGACCCCCUCCUACCUACCUCAGACCCCCUCUGCCUACCUCAGACCCCCCCCUGCCUACCUCAGACCUCCCCUACCUACCUCAGACCCCCCUACCUACCUCAGAGCCCCCUCUGCCUACCUCAGACCCCCCUACCUACCUCAGACCUCCCUACCUACCUCAGAGCCCCCCUGCCUACCUCAGACCCCCUCCUACCUAUCUCAGACCCCCCUCUGCCUACCUCAGACCCCCUCUGCCUACCUCAGAGCCCCCUCUGCCUACCUCAGAGCCCCCCUGCCUACCUCAGACCCCCCUGCCUACCUCAGACCCCCCUACCUACUUCAGACCCCCCCCCCUACCUACCUCAGACCCCCCCCUGCCUAA
This is a messenger RNA of Oncorhynchus nerka (sockeye salmon), 936 nucleotides long. RefSeq lists its product as uncharacterized. The coding region runs from base 1 to 936 and encodes 311 amino acids. NCBI's taxonomy places the organism in Eukaryota, Metazoa, Chordata, Actinopteri, Salmoniformes, Salmonidae. The transcript has 2 exons. The record is from RefSeq and is a predicted model, not a curated record.